ACUUCUCCGUUUCCCAUUUUUCUCCAACAUUUCACUAAACCCAUGCGUGAAAGAAUGAAAGAAAAAAGCGGUAAGCAUGACAGUAAAUGAGUUCCUCCUCCAUGAAGGAUAGCAGAGAUUUGAGCUGCCAUUCCCAAGCAUUGUUGGAUCAAGAAUCCAUGGAGGUCUAUGAGUUAUGUUUUCAGAGACGUCCUUGUUGUUUUUACAUUGGUAACAGUUGCACUCUAUUUCAAUAGUUGGUACUUUUGGUCACUCUAUUGGGUUGCCCAGGGUACAAUGUUCUGGGCUCUGUUUGUCCUCGGACAUGAUUGUAGUCAUGGAAGCUUUUCUGAUAAUCCCACAUUGAAUACUGUAGUGGGGCAUAUCUUACAUUCUUCAAUUCUUGUACCUUAUCAUGGAUGGAGGAUAAGUCACAGGACUCACCAUAAGAACCAUGGAAAUAUAGAAAAGGACGAGUCAUGGGUUCCGGUCAAUUAUUUAUGGACAUAUUCAAAGCUGCCUGAGAAAAUCUACAAGAGUUUGGAAAUUAAAACUCGAAUUCUAAGAUUCACUUUGCCCUUCCCGUUGUUUGCAUACCCUCUAUAUCUUUGGUACGGAAGUCCAGGCAAGGAAGGAUCACACUUCAACCCUUAUAGUGACUUGUUCUCCCCCAACGAAAGGAAACUUGUGAUGACCUCAACUGCUUGUUGGGUAGUAAUUACUUUUCUGCUUUCAUAUUUGUGCUUCCUGUUAGACCCAGUCCAGAUGCUUAAGCUCUAUGGUGUCCCUCAUUUGAUUUUCAUAGCAUGGUUGGAUGGUGUCACUUACUUGCAUCAUCAUGGCUAUGAGCGGAAGCUUCCCUGGUACAGGGGUAAGAAUGGAGCUACCUGCGAGGAGGGCUUACAACAGUAGACCGUGAUUAUCGCCUGUUCAAUAACAUCCACCAUGACAUUGGCACUAAUGUCAUACACCAUCUCUUCCCUCAAAUCCCACACAAUCGCCUAGUAGAAGCGACUAAGGCAGCUAAAGCAGUGCUCGGAAAGUACUAUAGGGAGCCAAAAAAAAUCAGGGUCUAUUCCUUUUCAUUUACUCAAGAUUCUGCUGAGAAGCCUUAGCGAAGAUCAUUUUGUGAGUGACACUGGAGAGAUUGUUUAUUAUCAAACCGAUGAGACCCUAUAUAACUUCUACAAGACCAAGUCUUCCUGAUUGUUUCCUAGCAAAUAGCAGCGGCAGCAUCUUCAUUUGUUUCAGAGUUGAGAAAUAUAAAUGUUAUAUGCAU
This is a messenger RNA of Rubroshorea leprosula, 1258 nucleotides long. The record is from the annotation of a GenBank genome assembly. Lineage: Eukaryota; Viridiplantae; Streptophyta; Magnoliopsida; Malvales; Dipterocarpaceae.